AUAUGACGUAGUUAUUUUGGUACUUUUGAUAGCAAUUAGACUGCUAUUUGCUAAUAAAAUCAACAGCUUUCUAUUCGCUACUGUUUUAUUGAUAUUGAUGAUAGUGGGAUGAUUAAUUUUUAUGUGAUUUGAACUAAUACGAUAAAGGAUCAAAUUUUCGUUGAAUGAUGGGUUCUUUAGCCAGUAGACAGCAUGAUGGUGUAGAAGAAGCUGAUGUUGUUUCCAAUCUUGCUUAUAAAUAUCCACCUAGAUCGGGUAAUUACUUUGGGAGUCACUUUAUAAUGGGUGGAGAGAGGUUUGACACUCCACAACCUGAAGCCUAUUUAUUUGGCGAAAAUGCAGAUCUUAACUUCCUUGGUAGCAGACCCACGCCGUUUCCGUACCCUCCCCCACAAUCAAACGAACCGACAAAGACCCUUAAAAGUCUUAUAAACAUAAGAAAAGAGUCUUUGAGGUUUGUACGUUGUCCAGAGCCUAUCGGUAAAAUAAGUGACACGAAUAAAAUAGGUGAUGGAGUGACGAAAACAGUUGAUUGUAAUGGCAAAGGGACGUAUUACAAUAUUGAGUUCACGUUUGAUUGUGAUGUAAGAUGUGCCAUCACUAUCUUUUAUUUUUGUACGGAGGAAGUAACGCCUACUGGUGUUGUUUACUACCCUCGAGAUCCAUCAAUGACAUCUCAAACCUACCACUACAAGAAAGGUGCCAACCAGCAAUUUUGCCAGAUUUCCCAUGUGUUUGAUCCUUCAAAGCACCCAGAAGAAGAUUUGUUGUACAAUCCUGACAGGGAAAUAAUACCCAUUGCCAUUUAUUGUGUCGUGGACGAAGGACAAGAUGAAAUCAGACAGUCCCACACAACAAUAGCGGUGGUAGAGAAGCACUUGGACGGUACCUACGUCUUGAAGGCUCUCAAACAGAAACUCUUUGUCGACGGUCUCUGCUACUUGUUGCAGGAAAUUUAUGGAAUUGAGAACAAAAAUCUCGAUACAAAGGUGCCGGCCGAGGACGAGACGGAGGACGGCGGCUCGGAGUGCGUGAUCUGCAUGUGCGACGUGCGCGACACGCUGAUCCUGCCGUGCCGCCACCUGUGCCUGUGCAACUCGUGCGCCGACUCGCUGCGCUACCAGGCCAACAACUGCCCCAUCUGCCGCGCGCCCUUCCGCGCGCUGCUGCAGAUCCGCGCGCUGCAGCGCCAGACCCACCCGGCGCUCGCGGCCCACCCCGCGCCUAGCCCCCCCGACGGCAGCAUGGAGAACAUCCCGGCGGGCUACGAGCCCGUGUCCCUGCUGGAGGCGCUGAACGGCCCCCCGCCGGCGCGCGCGCGCCCGCCCGCCGCGCCCGCCAUCGCCUCGCCCGACACCGACACCGCCUCGCAGGCGGCUGAGGCACUGAACCGCUGCAACUUGGAGCGGAGCUCGUCCACCAGCCUCGGCAGCGCCGGCAGUCGGAAACCCCACCACCCACUCACACCAGAGUUCCGCAUGUCGGUGCUCCUGGCGAGAGAGGAAGGCGCGCGCGAGGAGCGCGCCGCGAGCCCACUGCUACACACGCGCAACCAGCACCGACUGUCUAAGAGCUCACUGAACUCGUCGGCGCGCUCGGAGGAAGAAGCGGUGGGCGCGGCGGACGCGGAGCCCGACAGCGACGCCGAGAGGCGCUCGCCGCUGCUCACUCAGCUCGCCAACGGGACGGUGCGCACUGGCAGUAGUUGCGGGUCGGAGACACUGCGCGGGUCGCCGAUGGCUCACAUCGACGACACGGACACCGACGAGCCCGACCAGCCCGACCAGCUCGACCAACCCGACCACACUGACCAAGCCGACCAACCGACGCUCUCGGAGGGCGCGGUCGCGGAGGACUCCGACUACUUCACGCCCGAGGAGCCCAGCCUCGCGCCGCACGUGAGUCCCUACCGCCCUAGGCCCUAGCGUGCCCUAACAUCGUGUCGGCUUAGGGAUGAGAGAAUGUUUGCCUUGACUAGGGUGUGAAGACCGACUAAACACACAGUUCUCGGGGAUUGCAAUAUGUUUUAAAUCAUUCGUGAUUUUGCGGCAUUAUUUAAUUUUUACUGAUGUAAAAAAAUCUUAUCAA
Molecule: messenger RNA, 2088 nt
Organism: Melitaea cinxia (Glanville fritillary)
Lineage: Eukaryota; Metazoa; Arthropoda; Insecta; Lepidoptera; Nymphalidae
Gene: Mrgn1
Product: probable E3 ubiquitin-protein ligase MGRN1
Exons: 12
Coding region: 165-1925 (586 amino acids)
Biological process (GO): protein ubiquitination
Cellular component (GO): cytoplasm
Molecular function (GO): ubiquitin protein ligase activity
Source: RefSeq, a predicted model, not a curated record